Aspergillus nomiae NRRL 13137 is the source of this 565-nucleotide messenger RNA. RefSeq names its product dolichol-phosphate mannosyltransferase subunit 3. Bases 1 to 279 code for a protein of 92 amino acids. Gene Ontology annotation, biological process: GPI anchor biosynthetic process. The transcript has 3 exons. Gene Ontology annotation, cellular component: endoplasmic reticulum membrane; dolichol-phosphate-mannose synthase complex. NCBI's taxonomy places the organism in Eukaryota, Fungi, Ascomycota, Eurotiomycetes, Eurotiales, Aspergillaceae. The record is from RefSeq and is a predicted model, not a curated record.
AUGACACGCGCUCAACAGACCCUCUCCGUUCUCCUACUUGUCUCUUCGCUCUAUCUUGUCCUCUACUUGGAUCUUGUCCCCCUCAAUGAAACCGUUCAAAAAGAGAUCAUUCCUGUCCUUCCCUUCUACGCCUUAAUAUCGUUCGGAUGUUACCUACUUGGUCGCCUAGGUGUAGCAAUCUUAACAUUCAAUGAUGUACCCGAGGCGCAUGAGGAGCUGCAAAAGGAGAUCGAGCAGGCUAAGGCGGAGUUGCGCAGGCAGAACGUUGAUGUCGACUAAAGCGCCUUGGUCGAUCGGUUCGGUUGUGAGAUACUAGCCUCCUCCUACUCCAUGUAUCAUUAGGGCGGUCUUUAUUCGGGACUCGGAUGCCUGUCGCUUGUGCAGCAGCCGGGAGGGCAUUUAAUACAAAUAUAGGCGAGAUAUUAUUGUGGCGGCUUUACCACGAAUCCCAGAGCGAGCCAAAUCUGACUCUGCACAUGCUAUUAUUGUUACGUUAUUGAAUAUAGGACAAAUGUCAUGAAGGCUGAAGGUUUGGGCAGUAGAUCUAUAGGCAAGGAAAGGUGAA